Amphimedon queenslandica is the source of this 510-nucleotide messenger RNA. RefSeq lists its product as uncharacterized. The record is from RefSeq and is a predicted model, not a curated record. The transcript is spliced from 5 exons. Gene Ontology annotation, molecular function: protein binding. The coding region runs from base 1 to 510 and encodes 169 amino acids. Lineage: Eukaryota; Metazoa; Porifera; Demospongiae; Haplosclerida; Niphatidae.
AUGGCAUCUAAAAAUCAACUGGAUGAAAGAGCUGCUCACUGCACUGUAUCAGUAGAUGAUUCACUGUAUGUGUGGGCUGGUUAUCAGGAUGGUUUACCUGGAUUCUGGCAGUGUAUAAAGAAACCUGAAGCAAUAGACCAAUGGCCUGUGGGCAGAAACCGUCAUGCAGGUGCUAUUAUUAUAACUGGAUCAGACUGUCCUAUGCUAGUGAUAAGUGGUGGGUUUGAUAAGAAUAUUGAUACAUUAGAUGAUUGUUGGAUCUUUAACAUCACUCAACAUUCCUGGAUAAAGUUAGAUGUACCUCACUCUGUUAGUAAGAGAAGGUCUCAUUCUCUCUCAGUGUUCAUUAUGAGUCCUCAUUGUGUCUGGAUAAUAACUGCUGGAGGAGCUGUUAUGACAGAGACAUUAGUCACUAAUCCUAACAUUGUUAUGUUAACUGAACUAGUUUUAUAUGACUCCAACACUUUUGUAGGUAGUGAUUUUCUUAAAUGCAAGGAAUACUAUUUGUAA